AGCCGCUCCCUCUGGCCGGUGUGGCCGGUUGUGGCUCCCAGCUUCGUUCUCGUUUGUUUUUGUUCGGUUUUUUUUCCUCCGCCUUUUCGCCCUCAUGCCGUUUUAUUUCAGGAGGGGCCGGAGAGGCCUGUUUAAACAUAUAGCUCAUGGCCUGAUCCCUGCAGCUACCAUAGCUCCUAAACCUGCUGUCCCCCGCACCCCUCCCCCUCGUAGUCCAAACCCUUCUCCAGAAAGGCCCAGGUCUGCUUUAGCAGCCGCUAUUCUUGCAACGACCUUAACUGGACGAACUAUUGCCAUCCCUCAGCCUCGUCAGCGAUCUCUUUCGGAAAGUGAUGCUAGCUACUUGCAAGAUCAGGAAGACUGUAUUGAACCAUAUGCCACUGUCACUGAGCUACGAAUGAGUCCAAAUUGGAAGAAUGAUGGUGGUGAAAGGAAUGCUGUGCAAACUUUGGAAGCGCCUGCGAGUUGUUGUGAGGAUGACAUGGAUACAUUCACUUCUGACACAGAAAAAGAAUCAGAUCCCGACCGUCAGAUUAUUAAUAAAAAAAAAAACAGGAGUCAUGAGAUUAUGUAUGCCAUGCCACAUAAAAUCAAACACGAAAAUCUCCAAGUAUCUUCUAGUGCCAAUGGUGAAGAAGAUUCUUUUGUCUGCGAACCAAGUUGUCUCAUCCAGCCAAAUGUUCAGAUUGAAGAAAUUGAACAUCCUGGAGUGAGGUUUAAGGGAGACAACUCAGGUGAAACUCCCCUGAAUAAAAUACCACCUUCGUCUUCAGAUGCAGUCCUCCACAGAAAACAGGAACAGAUGGUUCUCCCCAGAGAGAAGUUCCAGAAAUUAAAAGAACAACAUUGGCAUCUAAACAAUGCAAACCAGACCUUGUUUUCCGAACUUGAACAGUCAAAGCAGUUAAUCAAGGAACUCCAAUUAAAAAUUAUGAAAUUGGAAAAAGAGAACAGACAGUUUAAGGAAAAGCAGAAUUCACACAGUGAAGAGGAAGGCGCAGAAUUGCUGUUAUUAAGACAACAAGCCCAGGAACUAGUAGAUGAAAAUGAUAGUUUGAAAAUGACUGUUCAUCGCUUAAAUGCAGAACUAAGUCGUUAUCAAACAAAGUACAGACCAAUUUCCCCCAAUGAGAGUGUGAAGAUUGGAAGUCUGCCAAUGAAAAAACCAAUACCCCCAUGGCUGCUUGACAUGAAAUAUUUAUCUCCUCUUCUGUUGGCAUAUGAAGACAGAAUGAAAGAAAAGGAAGAGUUGAUUCAAGAGCAUGAGGAAAGCAUGAAGAUGUUCAAAGUACAAGUGGAAGAAGUAGUGAAGGAAAACGAGCAGUUACACCAAAAAUUAACUAAAAAUAUUGGUACUUUUAUUAGUACCAAAGAAUGGCAGCAUUUGCAAAGUCAAGCCAAGCUUGUCCUGGAAGAAAAUAGAGUGUUAAUGGAGCAGCUUAAAAUACAAGAAACCAAAGUAAACGACACCAUCAACCAACAUGUUAAAGAAGUUUCCAAACUGACCAAACAGCUCAUUACUCUGGAAACUGAAAAACAAAACCAAGAAGUGGAAUUGAAAGAUUGUCAGAAAAAGCUGGAAGAAUUACGCUCUGCAUACAAAGAAUUAAAGGCCAGCGUUACUGAUUACGUAAGAGCAGAGGAGCACAUUGCCUUGGAAAAUAAAUUUAAAAACCAAUUGCAGAUAGAACAGGAAAAGAGAGAGAUGGAGACCCAGGAACUGGUGAAAAAACUCGCCUCUGUUCAAGCGGAAACAAAGAGCCUGUUUCUUGAGAAAAAUGACCUGGUGGCAGAAAACAAGGCUCUAGAAGCUGAGCUGGAAAUGGCCCAGAAGACUAAAAGGCGGUCGCAGAAGAAGAUCAGUCUUUUGAAGCAGCACUUGGAAGAAACAAUGGAAAAGGAGAUGGCUGCCCACCAAUAUCUAGUGAAUAUGAUCAGCUUGGCAGAAAAUAUAACUCAAGAACGUGAUCAGCUUUUAAACCUGGCCAGUUGUUUGGAGAAAGAGAAGCAUGGCGUUCUCAACAAAAUAAUAGAAGGAAAUGUACGUCUAGGAAAAUUAGAAGAGAAAGUCAAGGUGUAUAAAAAGACUGCGGCAGGCAAGCUGGGAGACAUCAACCUCAAAGUGACCGAGCAAGAGAAGGACUUCGCAGGGAAGACGGCUCAGUACCAGCGAGAAAUGAAACACCUCCAGCGGCUGCUGCAAGAGAAGCAGGAAUCCCUCGAUGAAGCUCUGCAGCAGAAGAGAGAAAUGGAAAGUGAACUUGAAAUAAUUUGGGAGUCAACCGCCAAAGAAAACCAGAGGAUGAAGGAACUCUUGCAUAAAUCUCUGGAGAAGAACGUACAGAAUUCGGUCAACGCUGCUUAUGAAUCGCCAUUAACUGACCUUUCUCAGAAAGUCCUGCUGGGCAGAUACAGUUUUAGCUACUGCGAUGUGGAAGGGUCCUCACCCCCUCGAGCUCCGAAGGAAGAAGAAGACUAAAUAUUAAGGAAGUGGUCGUCCCUGCUUCCUCCAAGGCAAAGCAGGAUUGGAAGAAGCAAAUAUAAAAGGGCAAAAGGGAACCUAGUCGGAAGCGAAGUAUGAUUUAGCCGUUGGGUUGAGAGAGAUCUUCACGGACGUGAUGAGCAUUGUAUGAUAAGGGACCUUUCAAAGCCCCAAGAAGCAGCUUUCAUGCAGAAAAGCAUGUUUCUUGCCUUGACGGUUACAAAGAACAUACAGUGGUACCUCGUUACUCAUCAUUAAUUGGUACCGGGAAGCG
Messenger RNA from Pseudonaja textilis, 2756 nucleotides. RefSeq names its product centrosomal protein 89 (gene CEP89). Gene Ontology annotation, cellular component: ciliary transition fiber; centriole. Lineage: Eukaryota; Metazoa; Chordata; Lepidosauria; Squamata; Elapidae. Gene Ontology annotation, biological process: mitochondrion organization; cilium assembly; chemical synaptic transmission. The record is from RefSeq and is a predicted model, not a curated record.